CUGGUGAGGUGCGCCCUAGCGUCCGAAUUCCGCAACUGCAGCGACGCGCGGACCAGAAUCCACAUUAUUUGUCUGAGCGCUGGAGGAGCUGCCCACCGACGCGGUGCCGGAGUGCGUCCGACGCGGCGCUUCACAGUGCAUCAAGUUAUUCAGUGUCCAAAUAACAAGAGGAUGCAUUGGUCAAUGAACACGCUCCCCCUGCCUCAGUACGUCGAGUUUGGUGUCCAUUCACUGAGUGGCCUUCUGUGGACUCUCCUGCUUCUGUUUCUGUGGCACUGUUAUCGGAUUGGCUCUGAUCUGCCAAUCCCAGGUCAUGCUCACCCCGGGAAGCUCAAAUCAAGCUCGAGGCGCUCCAUAAAAUCCAGAAGCAGUAGCUGCAUUGGAGCAAAAUGCGGGGUGCGAUCCAAGCUGUCCAGGAGUGAUCAAAUUAGCCCUUUUAUUUCCAUGGAAACAGUGGAGGAUGAGGAGCAGGGACAGGACUACCUCACCCCGGUGCUGAGUCAUGCUUUGUUCCCUGCUCAGGCAUCCGCAGAAGCCAAAAAGCUUUACACAGCACUGCAAGAGUAUGCCAAACGCUAUAGCUGGGUGGGAAUGGGUCGCAUUCACAAAGGUCUCCGUGAGCAGGUCAGACUGAGCGAUCUCUCAGCUAUACAGAAGCCCCAUCUUUUCUUCCUGCCAGAUGUGCCAAGUGUUCCUUUUUUUCCACGUGACGCUCACCGGCAUGAUAUUGAGGUCUUGGAAGCCAGCUAUCCUGUAAUAUUGGCUGAAUUCCAAGCUGUUUACCAGCGGGGCAAUGACCCAAAGCUAGGCUGGACUUCUCAGGGACCAAAGGGCCAGGCAGUGUUUCCCUUGUACAGCGCAGGGGUCUGUGUAGCAGGAAACUGCCGCUCCUGUCCACGCACCUACCGCACACUUCUCUGUCUGCGCACAUUUAUAAACAGCAACUCGCUGGGAUCUGCAGGAUUUUGGUUGCUUGGGCCCGGAGCUACAUUAGGGAGCUCGUAUGGACACACCAACACACGCCUACGUUGUCAUCUUGGUCUGCAGACACCCCCUUCCUGUGAGCUGGUGGUGGGAGGGGAGCCUCAGUGCUGGUCAGAGGGACACUGCCUCCUUGUUGAUGACUCCUUCCUUCACACCGUUUCCCACAAAGGUCCUCCAGAAUCUGGUCCCAGAGUCAUUUUGAGUGUGGACCUCUGGCAUCCAAAUGUGGCUGCAGCAGAGAGACAAGCUUUGGACUUCAUGUUUAGCCCUGACCUGUGA
Molecule: messenger RNA, 1263 nt
Organism: Menidia menidia (Atlantic silverside)
Lineage: Eukaryota; Metazoa; Chordata; Actinopteri; Atheriniformes; Atherinopsidae
Source: the annotation of a GenBank genome assembly